Molecule: messenger RNA, 2560 nt
Organism: Nycticebus coucang (slow loris)
Lineage: Eukaryota; Metazoa; Chordata; Mammalia; Primates; Lorisidae
Gene: DUS3L
Product: dihydrouridine synthase 3 like
Exons: 15
Coding region: 554-2494 (646 amino acids)
Biological process (GO): tRNA processing
Molecular function (GO): RNA binding; flavin adenine dinucleotide binding; tRNA dihydrouridine synthase activity
Source: RefSeq, a predicted model, not a curated record
AGCAGGGAUGAAAGGAGUUGAGAGGGCCUGGCCCUCACUGAGGACACCGUGUCCCCAGCGGCGGCAGCGGCGGCGGACACAGAGAAGGCGGCUGGAACGCGCCACUGACAGAUGUUUACUUCUGGACGCAGCGGGACAGCGACGGCAGCCCCCUACCUGGGGUUUGCGGGAUCCAGACGCCUCCCAGGGCCCCUUAUAGACCCUCUAGGAACUCCGACGGCUCCCCUUCGGAACAGCCCCAAGACGUCUACUAACCGUACCCCACGGUUGCCCCACGCAAGUGCCUGUGACUUCAGCGACGCCCACUCUUGAAAACACCGGCUGAUUGCAGCUUAAGAGCAGGCAAUUUGCGAGCCCGCGAAACUGAGUCUUACGUGACAGCUGAGGCCCUACCCGGGUGUAGGCUCCACCCCUGCGACGUAACCAGCGAAGAUUACGUCCUGACGUCAUUGAAACAUUCGGCGCACAAGCACUUCCUCAACGUAGCCAGGGCCGACACACGCGACCCGGAAGGCCUUCCACUCACACUCCAGCUCGGGCGACAGAAGCGCCGAUGGCGGAGGGAACAUUGGAGAUACCAGCAGAGAAUGGUAGUGGCGGCGGCGACUCAGGAGCCAGCGCGUCGGAACGGGGCGUGGCGCCCAUUAAACCUCAAUACCUCACCACCAAGGAGCAGUUUCACAAAUUCCUAGAAGCCAAAGGGCAGGAGAAGCCUUGCCAGGAAACCGAGGUUGGAUACCCUGGUGGCAAUGACCUGGCUGAACCUGAAGCCAAGCGGAUCCGCCUGGAGGAGGGACAGACAGAUGAGGCAGCUGAGCAUGGGGAACAGCUGCCGGCUCAUAAGAGGGCCCGGGGGCAGAACAAAAGCCGGCCCCACAUGAAGCCCACACACUACGACAAGAACAGGCUCUGCCCCUCCCUGAUCCAGGGGUCGGUGGCUAAGUGCUUCUUUGGUGACCGCUGCCGAUUCCUGCAUGAUGUGGGCUGCUACCUGGAGACAAAGCCAGCUGAUUUGGGCCCCCGCUGUGUGCUAUUUGAGACCUUUGGCAGGUGCCCUUAUGGUGUGACCUGCCGUUUUGCCAUGGCCCAUAUGGGGCCUGAGGGCCAGAACCUGGUACAGGAGGAUCUGGUGGUCCGCUGGGCCCACCUCUCACCUGUUGUCUGCAACGGCCUGGACAGAACCCUGCAGCAGCAGCUACGGAAGCGCGAGAUCCGCUUCGAGCGAGCAGAGCAGACCCUGCGCCAGUUAAGCCAGGACUCCCCACCUGCUGCUGCUCUCCUUGAGGUCACGGUGGCUGAGGGUGCUCCAGGGCACAACAAGGCCCAGGAGGCACCUUUAGCUCUGGGCACUGGCACCCCUCCCAACACCCUUCCUGUGCGGACCUGUGGGCCUCUGACAGAUGAGGACAUCAUCAGGCUGCGGCCCUGUGAAAAGAAGCAGCUGGAUAUCAGUGGCAAACUGUAUCUGGCCCCCCUUACCACGUGUGGGAACCUGCCCUUUAGGCGGAUCUGUAAACGCUUUGGGGCAGAUGUGACCUGUGGGGAGAUGGCUGUCUGCACUAACCUCCUGCAGGGACAGAUGUCUGAGUGGGCUCUGCUCAAACGCCACCAGUGUGAGGACAUCUUUGGUGUUCAGCUGGAGGGUGCCUUCCCUGACACCAUGACCAAGUGUGCUGAGUUGCUGAACCGCACCAUCGAGGUGGACUUUGUGGACAUCAAUGUCGGCUGCCCCAUUGACCUUGUGUACAAGAAGGGUGGGGGCUGUGCCCUCAUGAAUCGCUCCACCAAGUUCCAGCAGAUUGUCCGUGGCAUGAACCAGGUGCUGGAUGUGCCACUGACUGUGAAAAUCCGCACUGGUGUCCAGGAACGUGUGAACUUGGCACACCGCCUGCUGCCUGAGCUGUGGGGCUGGGGUGCAGCCCUCGUCACGCUCCAUGGCCGCUCUCGGGAGCAGCGUUACACCAAGCUGGCCGACUGGCAGUACAUCGAGCAGUGUGUGAAGGCAGCCAGCCCCAUGCCUCUGUUCGGAAAUGGGGACAUCUUGUCAUACGAGGACGCCAACCGUGCCAUGCAGACUGGCGUUGCUGGGAUCAUGAUUGCCCGUGGUGCCCUGCUGAAGCCUUGGUUAUUCACGGAGAUCAAGGAGCAGCGGCACUGGGACAUAUCAUCAUCUGAGCGCCUGGACAUCCUGCGGGACUUCACAGACUAUGGCCUGGAGCACUGGGGUUCCGACACACAGGGUGUGGAGAAGACACGGCGCUUCAUGCUUGAGUGGCUCUCCUUCUUGUGCAGGUAUGUGCCCGUGGGUCUGCUGGAGCAGCUCCCACAGAGGAUCAAUGAGCGUCCCCCCUACUAUCUGGGCCGCGACUACCUGGAGACUCUGAUGGCUAGUCAAAAGGCUUCUGACUGGAUCCGCAUCAGCGAGAUGCUCCUUGGACCAGUACCCCCUAAUUUCGUUUUCCUGCCAAAGCACAAGGCCAAUGCAUACAAAUAGCUGUGGAUGCCAAGGUUGGGCGGGGGCCUUCUGAGGGCCCCCCCAAGGACAUGGAGAGGACAAUAA